GUGUUAAAAAGCAAACGACGCCGUAAAACAACCAGUUUACAAGUUUACAACAACUCCGAUUCGCCCAAUACGCUCUUUGCUCCUGACUGAGGAGAGAUACUGAACAACUAACUGGUGGAAAUUCAUUCACUUCUAGGGCGCUAGUACAUUUACUUGUACAUUAUGGAGCUGAAUAAAUUCAAAGGAUCUUUUGAGCACGUGGUAAAGAAGCGAAAAUUAUCAUCUUCCAAGUGUCAUGAUGUGGUUGAUACUAUCAACCAUGAGCUUGAGCAUGCUUUAUCAAGAGUGCAAUCAGAUCAAAACCUUACCGUUCCAGAGGAUCCUAAAUCCAUUUUGAGGGAUCUGAAGUCCAAGCUUUCUGAUUAUGGCUCAGAAAAGGAGCUGGAAAACUCACAGAAAGAGCUGAACUUACAUCUCAACAAGUCUCAAAAGCUCCUUGAGAAAGUACUGAAUCCUGAUAUAUCUAAGGCGAACGGAAAGAUUGACUUUGAUGUUCAGACAAUUAAUCUGAUUAUCAUAGAUCAUCUCUUUUUCAAAGGCCUGUUUGAUAUUGGAGACUGUUUAAGUAAAGAGGCAGUUGUCCCAGAAGUUAAUGUGCUACGAUCUCAGUUUUUUGAAAUGUCCCAGAUUCUGGAGGCUCUUCACAGUGAGAAUUUACAACCUGCCUUUAACUGGGUCUCUGCCAACCAUGAAAAGCUCAGAGAAAAUGGUUCAAGUCUUGAGCUGAAACUUCAUCAGGUGCGAUAUGUGGAGUUACUGAAGCAGGGAAGCCAAACUGAUGCCCUAGAGUAUGCCAAAAACAACCUUGCUCCUUUGGCUACUUUGCAUAUGGAUGAGGUUAAAAAGCUCAUGGCCUGUCUUUUAUGGAUAGGAAAGCUUGAUAAAUGUCCUUAUUGGGAAAAGUUGGCUAUGACUAAUUGGAAAGAGUUAGCUGAUGAACUAUCACAGCAGUUUUGUGUGCUGUUAGGCCGUUCUUGUCGUCCACCAUUGGCGGUGGCUGUAGAAGCAGGAUCUGAAGCGUUGCCUAUUCUCUUGAAGCUUGUGAAUCUGAAGGCUGUGAAACAGGAUUGGCAAGGGAUGGAGGAGCUUCCAUUUCCUGUGGAUCUUGGAAUGGGUUUUCAAUUCCAUUCGACAUUCAUAUGCCCAGUGACUAGGGAUCAAGGAACUCCAGAAAAUCCCCCCAUGUUGCUGCCUUGUGGACAUGUGCUGUGUCGGCAAUCAGUCAUGAGUAUCUCCAAGAAUAACAGCAGGACCUUUAAAUGCCCAUGUUGCCCCCGUGAUAAUAUAGCAGUUGCACAAUGCAGGCAACUGCAUCUACCAUGAUGAUUGUAUAGUCCUUUUAGUUACAGUUGUCUCAUGCGUAGAGAUUCAGAGAACAGAUAUCUCAGGAUUAGAGUAUUUGUAUUUAUCAAAUGGCAAUUCUCGUUAUAUAAAGCUAGUAACAGUUCACAGCCCAGUUGGUAUGUUUUGAAGUUACAUUUCUGAUGUACAGUAUAUUUUUGUCAAUGCUUAUAUUUUGUGUAAAUAGUGAAGUGAUAUCCCUAUGCUUUUUUU
Messenger RNA from Chenopodium quinoa (quinoa), 1554 nucleotides. RefSeq names its product protein RMD5 homolog A-like. The record is from RefSeq and is a predicted model, not a curated record. Gene Ontology annotation, cellular component: cytoplasm; nucleus; GID complex. The transcript has 2 exons. NCBI's taxonomy places the organism in Eukaryota, Viridiplantae, Streptophyta, Magnoliopsida, Caryophyllales, Amaranthaceae. Gene Ontology annotation, biological process: proteasome-mediated ubiquitin-dependent protein catabolic process. Bases 163 to 1323 code for a protein of 386 amino acids. Gene Ontology annotation, molecular function: ubiquitin protein ligase activity; protein binding.